GAUAGAGCGCCAAGCCGCUUUGACUGGGAACCGGGCAGCGGUCAGCACCGUUCGGGCAGCCUCACUCACUCAAACACACUCUCUCUGCGCACGCCUCACUCGAAAAAAGUUAACAAUAAUCUUUUUCACUUACCAGCUUCAUUCAGAAAGAGAAACAAAAUAAAAAUCAAAAGUUUCUUCUUUCAUCAUCAAUAUUCAAGGGCACAGAGAUUUUGUUGCAUUUUUUAUGAAAAUAAAAUGUGGGAAAAUGUCAUUAUUAUGAUUCUUGUUUCUUUCUUUAUUUGAUUGAUUUUUCUUAAUCUGGUUGUGGUUGUUGUAUUUUUGGUGAGAUCGUGUUCUUUUGAGUAGUGUGCUGCUGCUGUGCACGGUUUAUCUGAAUUAGGGUUUUGUGGCAUUUGUGAUGGUGAAUUGGGGCGUGAGGUAUAUUCUGGAUCUAGUUAGUUAGUCUCUGAACUCUGAUGAUGGAGAGGAAGCUCAGGGGUUCAGUUUUCAUCUGGUGGGUUUUCUUUGCUCACCCAUUAUGGUGGCUCAUUUCUGCUAACAUGGAAGGGGAUGCAUUACAUGGCCUCAGGACAAAUUUACAAGACCCUAACAAUGUUUUGCAAAGUUGGGACCCUACACUGGUCAAUCCAUGUACGUGGUUUCAUGUAACAUGCAACAAUGAUAAUAGUGUCAUAAGAGUUGAUCUGGGAAAUGCUGCUCUAUCUGGUCAACUUGUUCCUCAGCUUGGCCAACUCAAGAACUUACAGUAUUUGGAACUCUACAGCAAUAACAUUAGUGGUCCAAUUCCAAGUGACUUGGGGAAUCUUACUAGCUUGGUGAGCUUGGAUCUGUACCUAAACCAUUUCAGUGGUCCUAUCCCUGAUUCAUUGGGCAAGCUAUCCAAAUUGCGUUUCCUCCGGCUUAAUAAUAACAGCUUGACGGGUCCUAUUCCCAUGCCACUAACUAAUAUUUCAGCUCUCCAAGUGCUGGAUUUGUCUAAUAACCGUCUCUCAGGUGUGGUUCCUGAUAAUGGCUCCUUCUCAUUAUUCACUCCUAUCAGUUUUACCAAUAACUUGGAUCUAUGUGGCCCUGUCACUGGGCACCCUUGUCCUGGAUCUCCUCCAUUUUCUCCUCCUCCCCCAUUUGUCCCACCGCCCCCUAUCUCAACUCCAGGAGGUAGUGGUGCCACUGGUGCAAUAGCGGGAGGAGUAGCUGCAGGUGCUGCUCUAUUAUUUGCUGUUCCUGCAAUUGCGUUUGCAUGGUGGCGUCGAAGGAAACCACAAGAAUUUUUCUUUGAUGUGCCUGGUGAAGAGGAUCCGGAAGUACAUCUUGGGCAGCUUAAGAGAUUCUCGCUACGAGAACUACAAGUUGCAACAGAUACUUUCAGCAAUAAGAACAUUCUUGGAAGGGGAGGAUUUGGUAAAGUUUACAAAGGACGCUUGGCAGAUGGUACAUUGGUUGCUGUGAAAAGAUUGAAAGAAGAGCGCACACCUGGUGGGGAGCUUCAGUUUCAGACUGAAGUAGAAAUGAUCAGCAUGGCUGUGCAUCGAAAUCUCCUCCGUUUACGUGGGUUCUGUAUGACGCCGACUGAAAGGCUCCUUGUUUAUCCUUACAUGGCUAAUGGAAGCGUUGCCUCAUGCUUAAGAGAGCGCCCAGAACAUCAAAAGCCCCUUGAUUGGCCAUCAAGGAAACAGAUAGCUUUGGGAUCAGCGCGGGGUCUUUCAUAUUUGCAUGAGCAUUGUGACCCAAAGAUUAUUCAUCGUGAUGUGAAAGCUGCGAACAUAUUGUUGGAUGAGGAGUUUGAGGCUGUUGUUGGGGACUUUGGGUUGGCCAGGCUAAUGGACUACAAGGACACCCAUGUGACAACUGCUGUGCGGGGCACAAUUGGGCACAUAGCUCCAGAGUACCUAUCUACUGGUAAAUCUUCAGAGAAAACAGAUGUCUUUGGGUAUGGUAUAAUGCUUCUGGAGCUGAUCACUGGACAAAGAGCGUUUGACCUAGCUCGGCUUGCAAAUGAUGAUGAUGUUAUGUUGCUUGACUGGGUAAAAGGACUUCUGAAAGAGAAAAAACUAGAAAUGCUGGUUGAUCCUGAUCUCCACAACAAUUACAUAGAAGCUGAGGUAGAACAGUUAAUCCAGGUUGCACUCCUUUGCACUCAAGGUUCCCCUAUGGACCGGCCUAAAAUGUCAGAGGUGGUGCGUAUGCUUGAAGGUGAUGGCUUGGCAGAAAGAUGGGAUGAGUGGCAAAAGGUGGAAAUUCUCCGCCAGGAGAUGGAGCUAGCCCCACAUCCCAAUUCUGAUUGGAUAGUUGACUCAACUGAAAAUCUUCAUGCAGUUGAGUUAUCUGGUCCAAGGUAACUUUAGCAAAAUAGCAAGUCAAAGGCGGAAAAAAUUAUUUAUGACAUUUUUUUUACUAUUAUAGUUUUCUUUCACUCUUUUCCUUUACUGGUUAGUGGUUACAUCUCUCUCCUGUCACUGAAGUCCACUGCAGUAUAUUCGUUUAAAUUUGUGCAUAGGGGUGCUUUGUCUAGUUACAAUGUGCAAGCAUCUGCUGUAGUUGGACAAAGUGACAUUUACUUUGAUGAUACAAUUUUAGCUAUUUCUGCACCACUUCCAUUA
Molecule: messenger RNA, 2600 nt
Organism: Lotus japonicus
Lineage: Eukaryota; Viridiplantae; Streptophyta; Magnoliopsida; Fabales; Fabaceae
Product: somatic embryogenesis receptor kinase 2-like
Exons: 11
Coding region: 459-2339 (626 amino acids)
Biological process (GO): protein phosphorylation
Molecular function (GO): ATP binding; protein kinase activity; protein binding
Source: RefSeq, a predicted model, not a curated record